This is a messenger RNA of Xyrauchen texanus (razorback sucker), 2240 nucleotides long. Its product is annotated as homeobox-containing protein 1-like. The record is from RefSeq and is a predicted model, not a curated record. The transcript is spliced from 10 exons. Gene Ontology annotation, biological process: positive regulation of DNA-templated transcription. NCBI's taxonomy places the organism in Eukaryota, Metazoa, Chordata, Actinopteri, Cypriniformes, Catostomidae. The coding region runs from base 129 to 1526 and encodes 465 amino acids. Gene Ontology annotation, cellular component: nucleus. Gene Ontology annotation, molecular function: double-stranded telomeric DNA binding.
GUCGGACGCCGUCCUGUUUUGCUAGUCCAUGUCUGGUGACGGAGAUUAAAGGCAAUAGCUGCGGGACUCUGUCAGUUUAGUUGAAUAAAUGCUGUGGUGCACGGAGGCCCCGCACGCGCACAAUCAGAAUGUCCCAUUAUACAGAUGAGCCUCGUUUUACCAUUGAGCAAAUCGACUUGCUGCAGCGGCUACGUAGAAGUGGGAUGACAAAGCAAGAGAUCUUGCAUGCCCUGGACACCCUUGAACGGCUGGACCGCGAGCAUGUCGAGAAGUUUGGGCACAGACAUGCCCAUGGUGGAAAUGGGGGCGGGGCCACUACCAUCGGCAACGGCAACAACGCGACCAUCUCUUCCGACUCCUGCACUAUCUCCUCAAAUAACCUCUCAGCCUCAUUUUCGAAGACCUCUACAGCCACACAGACAGGUUUCCGUGGCAACGGCCUCUCCCCAUCCCCUAUCAACAGCUAUCCCUCUCCGCCCCCUACAUUCCCUGCCCCCUUGCCUAUAGUAGCUGCAAUGGUGCAAAAUGGGCAGGACGGCCUCGCUUCUAUGCCCAAUGGGAAGCUCUCUCCACCCCGUUACGCUGUUAGCAACGCCUCUUUGCGGACCUUCGGGUUCGAGCCCCCUGACGAGGAGAUGGACAUCGACGAUAAAGUCGAGGAGCUUAUGAGAAUGGACAGUGCUAUAAUUAAAGAAGAGAUUAAAGCUUUCUUGGGGAACCGGCGGAUAUCACAAGCAGUAGUUGCCCAAGUUACAGGUAUCAGUCAGAGCCGGAUCUCUCAUUGGCUGCUUCAGCAGGGCUCAGAUCUCAGCGAGCAGAAGAAAAGAGCCUUCUACCGCUGGUACCAACUGGAGAAAACGACCCCCGGUGCAACACUAGCAAUGCGGCCCACACCGAUGGCCCUGGAGGACAUUGUAGAGUGGCAACAGACUCCCCCUCCCAUUAGCAGCACCCCGGGCAGCUUCCGUCUGCGGCGCGGCAGCCGCUUCACCUGGAGGAAAGAAUGUCUGGCAGUGAUGGAGAGUUAUUUCAAUGACAACCAGUAUCCUGAUGAAGCCAAACGUGAGGAAAUUGCCAAUGCCUGCAAUGCAGUUAUACAAAAACCAGGGAAGAAGCUGUCAGAUCUUGAGAGGGUCACGUCACUGAAAGUUUACAACUGGUUUGCCAACAGACGGAAGGAAAUUAAGAGAAGAGCCAACAUAGAAGCAGCAAUCCUGGAGAGUCAUGGGAUUGAUGUCCAAAGCCCGGGAGGUCAUUCCAACAGUGAUGAGAUUGACGGCAAUGACUACAGUGAGCAAGUACCUGCCGACCAAGCGUUGGGAAUGAGAGCAGUGGCCAGAACGUUUGGUUUCUGCAGAGGUGACCUGUCAUCCACCAUUCAGGAUGACACGACCGGCCCAAGUGAACACCAGGACCCCAUCGCUCUGGCUGUGGAGAUGGCCGCUGUCAAUCACAGCAUCCUGGCGCUAGCACGGCAGGGCGGAGCCGCCAGUAACAUUAAAACAGAGGUGCUGGAUGACGAAUGAGUAUCCAUCGUGGUGGAGCAUGGAGGGAAUCCGAAGGAGAAAUGUGGGGUUACGAAAAUAAAGCCAAACAGUUUGUGAACUGAGAUUACAGAGGAAUAUUGCCAGGUCACAUGACCAAUGUGAAUGCAGUGGUUAACCCAACAUUCCCCCUUUCCACAUCCCUCCUAUAUGUGACUCUCUCAAUAGUCGUCAUUAAAGGGAUAGUUUUCCCAGAAAUGAAAAUACUGUCAUCAUCUGCUCACAAAAAGGAAAUACAGAAGAUACAGAAUUUAAAGAGAGAAAGUCAUAUGGGUUUGGAACAACGUGAGGGAGAUUAUAUGUUGACAUAAUUUUAAUUUUUGGAUGGACUAUCCCUUUAACACAGUUCUCACACAGAGUUUGGGGGAGAAGCUGCAUUUAAAGGUGCUGUAAUUGAUCUUAGCCAUUCUGGAACUUCCACCAAACUAGCUGUUUAAUUAGCUUGCCCUGUUUCUUGGGAGCAGGACACUGUACCGCCACUUAUAUGAGCAUAUUUGGGCUGCCCAGUGUCUUCUGAUUGGCGAAACAAACUGACUGCAGCCUAGGGCGGGUGUGUUAUUUCAUGGGUCCUAUUUCAGUGAUAUCUGACAGGUAAUAGAUAUGUUUUCUGCAUGUCAUUUAAUUUUUUUUAAAUCACUUACAGCACCUUUUAAACUGUUGAUGAAACAUGUUCACUACAAACUCUGUGCAUAUACC